This is a messenger RNA of Saccharomyces cerevisiae S288C, 840 nucleotides long. RefSeq names its product Atp10p (gene ATP10). Gene Ontology annotation, cellular component: mitochondrial inner membrane. Bases 1 to 840 code for a protein of 279 amino acids. The record is from RefSeq and is marked reviewed. The transcript has a single exon. NCBI's taxonomy places the organism in Eukaryota, Fungi, Ascomycota, Saccharomycetes, Saccharomycetales, Saccharomycetaceae. Gene Ontology annotation, biological process: protein folding.
AUGCAGGGCACUUUUAAAAGGUUUUACCAUCCCACGCUUACGCGGAUGUCCUUCUUGGAUAAAUUCCUCAAGCCUAUGAUGGCAACGGCUUCCCCAAAGGAAUACCAGAUCAAACAACUGGUCAAGCCAAUAGGCUUAACACAAGCACCAAGGAAAAGCACCAAAUACUCCCAGGGGAACUCUUUGAGGGAUAUGUUUGAUUCGGAAAAGACAAACCACAGAGUUAAAGAGUUGGCCGUUGAAUUCAGCAAAUCUGGACUUUAUGACGUGCAAGUCUUCCAAAAGACAAAGGGGAAAUUGUUUAUAGCUCCAGUUUCAUAUUGGAAAGAAGAUAAAGCUUUGUUUUUUCCUCAUUUGAUAGGAACGGCAAUGGAUGGUACGAAACAACAGAAUAUCGAGGAUAUGUUAAGGGGUAAAACCAGUAUAGUGAGGUUAUUUAGUACAGCAUCUGGCGAUAAGUUGAGUAGUUCAUACUUCCAAGGAAUCGUAGACGAUAACAAAAAAACUGACUACUUGACUGAAGCUGAUGCGCGUUUAAGUUUAAAUGACAGUAACGUCCAAAUCAUCGAGGUCAAUCUUGUAGAAAACGCUGUGAAAAGUGCUCUAGUGAAAACGCUUGCUCGUUGGGCCAAUCGCGUUCCAUCCUGGCGCCAGCCAUUUUAUUUCGAAUGUUCUAGAGGCCAAUGGCCAUUUUCCGUCAGGGAAGAGCUCUUUUGCAAUAAUGUCUUUUCUGGAUACGUCUUUCUUGUGGACCAGCAGUUAAAAAUUAGGUGGGCAGCUUGCGGGGAGGCUACUCCAUCUGAAAAGGAAGCAUUGUGGAAGUUUGCCAAACGUCUGUGA